Molecule: messenger RNA, 1438 nt
Organism: Astyanax mexicanus (Mexican tetra)
Lineage: Eukaryota; Metazoa; Chordata; Actinopteri; Characiformes; Acestrorhamphidae
Exons: 11
Coding region: 233-1300 (355 amino acids)
Source: RefSeq, a predicted model, not a curated record
UGAUAUAAGUGUAAAACCUGUUAUUUUUUAACAAUGAAGGCAGCAGAGUCCUUGAUGUGAAACUACCUUCACUUCCUCCUCUCCACUCUUUGGAACUAGCAGGAAAUAAAGUCAGCUCAGAAAAGAGACGCACGUUUAGAAUCAGAUAACAUAUAGACAUUUAUCAAGUUAAUGCUGAGUUCUUGUCUAGUGUGUAUUUGAGUCAGUUUCUCAGGAAGAGCUUCAGUGCUGCAUGAGGAGAAUGGAGACACUUGUGAGGAUUCUGGCACUGCUCCAAGUUCUGAUGGGUUUGGCUGCGCAGAAGAAAACUGUAGCUGUGUUCACUGGAACAGAAGGAGGCAGUGUGGAAAUCAACUGCAGUUAUAAAGAUUCAUACAUAUACUCAAAACAUUACUUCUGUCGUGAUCCGUGCAGAUAUUUUGAUGUUUUAAUUGAAACUCAGAAAGCUGAUAUUGUUGUUUCUAAAGGCAGAUACUCUAUACUGAACACUGUGAAUGCACAGAGAGUUUCUGUCACCAUCAAAAACCUCAGAUUAACAGACUCUGGAGUUUAUUACUGUGGCGUGGACAAGCGGGGAUCAGACAUAUUCACUAAAGUACAAAUCUCUGUAAAGAAAGCUCAAGUCAACCUAAGCACAACCCCUCAGACUACUGGUUCUACAGAAACUUUCUCCACAACCAAUGAACUCUCCACCACAGCAAAGCCCACAUGGUCUUCAGCUCACAUUCUGAUGGGUUUGGCUGUGCAGACGAAAACUGUACCUGUGUUCACUGGAACAGAAGGAGGCAGAGUGGAAAUCUACUGCAGAUAUAGAGAUUCAUACCAAUACUCAAAACAGUACUUCUGUCGUGCUCCGUGCAGAUAUUCUGAUGUUUUAAUUGAAACUCAGAAAGCUGAUAUUGUUGUUUCUAAAGGCAGAUACUCUAUACUGAACACUGUGCCUACACGGAGCGUUUCUGUCACCAUCAAAAACCUCAGAUUAACAGACUCUGGAGUUUAUUACUGUGGAGUGGACCAGUGGGGAUCAGACACACUCACUGAAGUACAAAUCUCUGUAAAGAAAGCUCAAGUCAACCUAAGCACAACCCCUCAGACUACUGGUUCUACAGAUACUUUCACCACAUCCAAGGAAUUCCACACCACCACAGCAAAGCCCACAUGGUCUUCAGCUCACAAAAUUCACAUUGAAUAUGAAUCAACAUCAUCACAAACUCCUCCCAGCACUUCUUCAGCAUUCCACGGGUCUAAAGCUGAGCUGGCAGUGUUCGGCGUGCUGUUUGGAGUGGAAGAUCUUCAGUGAUGCCCGGAGAAGAAUGAAAUCCUAUCUGAGCUUUCUGCUGCUUUUCCAAGUUCUGAUGGGUUUGGCUGCGCAGAAGAAAACUGUAGCUGUGUUCACUGGAACAGAAGGAGGCAGUGUGGAAAUCAACUGCAGUUAUAA